Molecule: messenger RNA, 1246 nt
Organism: Oxyura jamaicensis (ruddy duck)
Lineage: Eukaryota; Metazoa; Chordata; Aves; Anseriformes; Anatidae
Product: histone H2A.J
Exons: 1
Coding region: 66-455 (129 amino acids)
Cellular component (GO): nucleosome
Molecular function (GO): structural constituent of chromatin; protein heterodimerization activity; DNA binding
Source: RefSeq, a predicted model, not a curated record
GCUUUAUCCGGCGUUUUCUUGUUAGCGGGGUUUGCGGUUGGUUCUGUUCGCUAAACAGCAAAGCGAUGUCUGGUCGUGGGAAGCAGGGCGGCAAAGUGAGGGCCAAGGCCAAGUCGCGCUCUUCUCGGGCCGGGCUGCAGUUCCCCGUGGGCCGCGUGCACCGGCUGCUGCGGAAAGGUAACUAUGCUGAGCGGGUCGGGGCUGGAGCGCCCGUCUACAUGGCGGCCGUGCUGGAGUACCUGACGGCCGAGAUCCUGGAGCUGGCGGGCAACGCGGCCCGCGACAACAAGAAGACGCGCAUCAUCCCCCGCCACCUGCAGCUGGCCAUCCGCAACGACGAGGAGCUCAACAAGCUGCUGGGCAAGGUCACCAUCGCGCAGGGCGGGGUGCUGCCCAACAUCCAGGCCGUGCUGCUGCCCAAGAAGACUGAAAGCCAUAAGGCUAAGAGCAAAUAAGCUCAAUCAAUGAAGCUGCUUAGAUUUUUUUAAGGCAUAAUAUAACCCAAAGGCUCUUUUCAGAGCCACCCACACAAUCAGAAAAGAGUUGGGUUGCUUCUUUGUGAUAGUGCUUUUAGUAUCAAGUGUCUCUUUUAUGCUGUCUUUGUUUUCAUGGUUAAAUCUAUGCUCUGUAACAGUAUCUCAAUUUUAGGUUCCUACAUAAGAUGUCAGAUAUUUCAAUUAUAACUCAUUAUUUCCAACAAAGAAAAGCUAGAUAUAUUCGCAGUUUUGUACUAGAUGCUUUUUUUUCUUAUAAGUAUUCGUUUUAUUCAAUCUGUUCAUUUUUAUUGACGCUUUAUAUUGCAUGUCAUGGUCUUAUGCUGUGAAAUUAAGGGGGAUGAGAGGUAGCUAAAAGGUGAGAAAAACACCAUGGUACAUGAUAAGAAAAUAAGUGAAUGAACUGACUCCAGGUGACUAUCUAACAAUGAGGAACGGUUUCCUUAGCAGGCCCUUGGUCUUUUAAAAAUAAAUAAAGUUUUCCUGUGGCUGUACUUUGUUAUUUAGAUAUUGAAUUGGGAAUGUCUUAGGGAAUAGUUUAUUUUAAUCUGGACCCUUAACUAGUUGGUCUUAAGCAGUAAAUCACCAACUGUAGAAUCUUUUCAUUCAGAAGAAACCAGCACUGAUAAGUUCCUGUUUAAAGCAGGAUUUUCAGAUGUGAAAGUCUUUUAAAAUUACCUCAUGGUGCAUUGCUAUUCCUCUGUUAACAGUGGGUAGUGUUACAUGAAUAAAUCCUAUACUUUUCUGGCACA